Cetraspora pellucida is the source of this 378-nucleotide messenger RNA. Lineage: Eukaryota; Fungi; Glomeromycota; Glomeromycetes; Diversisporales; Gigasporaceae. The record is from the annotation of a GenBank genome assembly.
AUGCAUAUUACACGAUAUUUGUUGAACGCUACGCAAAAGACAUCCACUGGACUUUUUGGUCUAGCGGUUCAUCCAAAUCCACGGCAUCAUCUAAUCGAAACUUAUAAUAAUACCCUCAAUGCACUCACAAAAUUACCUUCAAAUGCUUUGUACCGUCAGGCAACGGAAUCAUUAACAAAGCAUAGGCUUUCAAUUGUUGAAUCAACUGAAAACAUCAAAGAAAUUGAAAAUAAAAUUGAUGCAGGUAUAAUUGAAGAAGUUAUUUGGCAGGCUGAAGAUGAACUUAAGUUGGUUGCUAAGAUGGAAGAAUGGAAACCAUGGGAACCUCUUCAAGACCCACCACUAGAAAAACAAUGGGGAUAUGGAAUUUCCAAAUAA